Messenger RNA from Ficedula albicollis (Collared flycatcher), 635 nucleotides. It is a transcript of the gene CLEC3A, whose product is annotated as C-type lectin domain family 3 member A. NCBI's taxonomy places the organism in Eukaryota, Metazoa, Chordata, Aves, Passeriformes, Muscicapidae. The transcript has 3 exons. The record is from RefSeq and is a predicted model, not a curated record. Bases 1 to 588 code for a protein of 195 amino acids.
AUGGCACAAACUGGACUUAGGAUUUUUCUACUCAUAAGCUUACUACUGCUGGAUCAGACCUUGAGCCAGGCUUCCAAAUUCAAAGCCAGGAAGCACAGCAAACGCAGAGUGAAAGAAAAAGAUGACCUGAAGACCCAGAUUGACAAACUGUGGCGAGAAGUAAAUGCUCUGAAGGAAAUACAAGCACUCCAGACAGUGUGUCUUCGUGGGACCAAGGCCCACAAGAAGUGCUACCUCAUGUCAGAAGGCACCAAACAUUUCCAUGAAGCCAAUGAAGACUGCAUAACCAAGGGGGGGACGUUGGCUAUCCCCAGGAAUAACGAGGAAACAAACAUCCUUCGAGAUUACGGCAGGAAAAGCGUGCCCAGCGCGUCCGAGUUCUGGCUGGGUGUCACUGACAUGGUGCAUGAAGGGAGGUUUGUUGAUGUCAAUGGCAUGGCUCUGCACUACUUCAACUGGGACCGUGCCCAGCCCAACGGGGGCAAGAGGGAGAACUGUGUCUUUUUGUCUCAGUCAUCCCAAGGCAAGUGGGGGGAUGAAGUCUGCCGCACUGCCAAGAGAUACGUUUGUGAAUUCCUGAUCCCAUAAUUACAUCCACAAAGGACCACGGCCAUGUUUUGGGUUAUCAACACACA